AUGUUAUUCAAGAAUCUUUCCCAACUUUCAGCAGUCUCUGGUCAUUCCAUCCAAAACUCAUCAAUCCAAGGAUCAAACCAUUCCAAUGUUUCAACAACAGUUGGUGAAUCAAUGAUUGCUCGUAGAGGUUGUUGUGGUGGUCGUCGUAACCGUGGUAAUAAUAUUGAUAUCGAUAUUGAUAUUGAUAUUAAUAUUGGUGGUAAUGAUUGUUGUUAA
Molecule: messenger RNA, 216 nt
Organism: Cavenderia fasciculata
Lineage: Eukaryota; Evosea; Eumycetozoa; Acytosteliales; Cavenderiaceae
Exons: 2
Coding region: 1-216 (71 amino acids)
Source: RefSeq, a predicted model, not a curated record